UUAUAAAGAAUUUAAAACUUAACGAUGGGUUCCUGUACAAACGACCGUAAUUACAUGAAUGAACUAGUCGACAUUAUUAACGAAAUUGUUUGUCGACAACCAGAACCAGAAAUAUGCAACAUAAGAUGUCCACCCUUAGGAUGUCCCCGAGGUCCCUGUCCAGGAGCAUGUUCCUAUGAAGGAAUACCUGAUGCUUGCUGCACAUCAAAAAUGCCCUGUUGUGCACCCCCUCCACCCCUUCCCUGCCGAGUACCGCCAUUAUGCUUCUUGCAAUCGUUCGCCAAAGAAGUUGGCUACCCUCCCGAUUCCUGUUUUUCACCACCGAAUGCACGACUUCGUUUAUUACUCAGUGUUCCUGCGCGAAGGAACGUGCAAGUAUCAACUUGCCCCCCUCCACCGUGUAGUCCCUACCCUCCAAGUUGUAUGCCCUGUUGCCCUUAUUGAAAAAUCGAGGAUUGUUCACAAACGUCUCUUCUCAAUAUUUUAUUCCAGCGUUGUAAAAUUACAAAAUUACUCGAAUUCGUGUUAAUAGAAAAUAAAUUGUAUGAGUGGUUCAAUAAAAGAAUCUAAGAUCAGUAU
Megachile rotundata (alfalfa leafcutting bee) is the source of this 579-nucleotide messenger RNA. RefSeq lists its product as uncharacterized. The record is from RefSeq and is a predicted model, not a curated record. Lineage: Eukaryota; Metazoa; Arthropoda; Insecta; Hymenoptera; Megachilidae.